Suillus subalutaceus is the source of this 1341-nucleotide messenger RNA. Its product is annotated as P-loop containing nucleoside triphosphate hydrolase protein. NCBI's taxonomy places the organism in Eukaryota, Fungi, Basidiomycota, Agaricomycetes, Boletales, Suillaceae. The transcript is spliced from 6 exons. The record is from RefSeq and is a predicted model, not a curated record. Gene Ontology annotation, biological process: DNA strand invasion; reciprocal meiotic recombination; telomere maintenance. Bases 96 to 1106 code for a protein of 336 amino acids. Gene Ontology annotation, cellular component: centrosome; replication fork; Rad51B-Rad51C-Rad51D-XRCC2 complex. Gene Ontology annotation, molecular function: four-way junction DNA binding; ATP binding; single-stranded DNA binding.
AAGCUUGAAGAGGGAAUGACCGUCCAAGUCUUCCAUGUAUUUGAUCUGCCAUGUUCCUUGAUAUUACACCAAUUCGUGUUUCUUAACUCAGUAUCAUGCGCUUAGAAUCAGUGGUUCCUUCAAUCCCUGCAGAACUGGUAGCAGCACUCGACCGUUCGUGCGGCAUCCGAACAGACACCGAUCUUCUCUUCUUUGGUUCCAGCUUAGACAUUAUCAAGAAAUUACCACUCGGGACUGUAACGCUUUCAGACCUGGAGAAGUUCACCGAAUUAGUAGCAGAAAAGGCAUCGGUCCCUGGGCAUCGGGGAGACGAGAUUCUUGCCGGCACAGGACGGAUAUCUGAGAAACAUCCUCAAGCCACCUGUGGUGUGGAGGAACUAGAUGAACUUAUUGGUGGCUUUGGUGAUUCUCGAGUCUUUGAAAUAUCUGGAGCCAAAGGAUCCGGCAAAACGGCACUUGCGCUGCAAAUAGUGAUCCAAUGUCUUCUUGCUAAUGCAGAUUCUUGUGCGUUAUGGAUUGAUACAUCCGGUGACUUCUCUGCAGAGAAAACUGCUCAGCUAGUGCGACAUUUUGAUGUAGCGGUAUCUGGUAAAGUGCUAGAGAGGUUGCAGGUAUCCUUGGGUUUCAACAUCGAGACAGUACACGAUGUCCUCGAAGCGCUGCGUAUUUCGCUUUUGAGUUCUAGGACCGUAGAACCAACAGUCCAGUGGAUAGUCAUCGACUCCAUAACCCCACUUCUGCUGCCGUCCCUAAGUGCGGUAUCUUCCCAAGGACAUGCCAUGAUGACAACGUUUAUGCGCCAAUUACGCGAGCUUGCUCGAACUUUCGGGAUAACUGUCAUGGUGAUCAACGGAACAUCAGCAGCUGUACCAUUCAAUCAGAGUUCCGCAUUUGCAUCAACAAUCAGAAAACCUGCUUUGGGUCCUUCAUUUACAUUUAUGACAGAUUGCACCCUCUGGUUAUCGAAGACGAAAGAUAUGCCUGAUCCCGAGGGCUCGUUCUCGUUGCAUGUGGCAGAAGUAUUCCGUUCGAGGGCAACGAGAUCAAAGACUUGGUGUACCUUCCAAAUUCGUCAUGGCGUAUUAUCCUCGAUGUCGGAUUUGUAGCUAUCUCCUCCCACAGGUCAUUUCUUGGCAUAAUACGCAUAAUGUCCGGCUUGACCUAGUGGCUCGCUAACAAGCAGAAUUAAUUUGAACUACAGAAGCAGAUUGCGUGUCGUUGCGAAACAGUUAUGGCACAGAAGUGAAUACAAACUACAAGGUGAGUUAAGUACACGAUGUAUCCUUCCUAAACGUCCUCUACCGUUACCUCCCUCGAAGCAUGAAAUUCAUGACCCCAAAA